Molecule: messenger RNA, 5970 nt
Organism: Salvelinus fontinalis (brook trout)
Lineage: Eukaryota; Metazoa; Chordata; Actinopteri; Salmoniformes; Salmonidae
Product: calcium-independent phospholipase A2-gamma-like
Exons: 10
Coding region: 503-3262 (919 amino acids)
Biological process (GO): arachidonate metabolic process
Cellular component (GO): membrane
Source: RefSeq, a predicted model, not a curated record
GCUCCUCCCUCUCCGCUUUUGCACGGUCACGUCACGGGCCAUAGAACGGUGUCCCGCGGCUCAGCAUAAUCGAAUCUACCCAUUUGUUAGAGCAGUCACUAGACUAGACUACUGUAAUAGACUCCUAGCUCAGGCCCGUUAGGCAGUCCGGUUCCAAAUCGAAUGCAAACAACUAACCCGGUUCACCCGGGCCAUUAAUCGAAUUCCCCUCAGUGGGCUGAUAGUGGCAGGUGAUAAAUAGCCAAUUGUAGGUCAGAUCAAAGACCGCGUGAUCAUUGUUUUCCUCUGUUUUUUGUCCGUUUUUUUUUGUCCGUGGAUAUAAACUGUCGAGUCGAAUGACUUCAACACACACCAAGAAGCUUGUUGUGAACCGUGUUUACAUGUUCGUUUGAUUUCGCUGUUACGAGAGUCAAUGAAUUCUUCAGAUUUCCACAAACGGUCAACAAGAAACUGCUUCAUGAAGGAAUAAACAAAUGAAAGCUGCCUUCCAAGACCAAGAGGGAUGUCUCUGAGAUGUGUUCCAGAUUCUUGUGUGCUUAAAGUAAGCAGAGCAGCGAACUUCUGGCAUACACAAGGUCAACGAGCAGCAUCACUUCCAUUGUCUUCUCAGCAACACCCCCCUUGUAGGUUUGAUGUCCAAGCAGGCCUGAGCCACAAAGUUGGCUUUCUCAGCUGGAAGUAUACCCACAGCACAAAAAGUAGAAUUCGCAAUAAGAUAUGGCUCUCCAGAGCUAGUCAUAUAAGACACAGGCUUGGCCUCCACACCAGCGCCUACUACUUAAAUACAUCCACCUCACGCUGGUCCACUGGUCUCAGCCACACCAUGUCGCGCUUCAGGAGCACCCUGGACUCCGUCUCCAAGGCGGUGAGCGGGUCACACACUGAGCUCCUCUCCAAGAUAGCCCGGCUCAAAGCCAAACCCAAACAGAACGCCAUUGAGGCUGGCAAAGUGUUGGCAGCCAGCCCGGAGAUGGGGCUAACACCACAGGGUCAUGGUACUGUAGGGUACCCAGCCCCAGCUCUAACCCCAGCUCUAACCCCAGCCCCAGCUCUAACCCCAGCCCCAGUUCCUGCCUAUACCUCCGCUAACAUCACUGUUAAUGCUAAUGCUACUACACCUUCUCCAAUCCCUGCCUCGGUGUCUGCCCCUAGUCCUCCAGGGGACACUACUACAGACACUACUACAGCCACUGCUUCUACACCCACACCUACUCUAUCUCCAACACUUACACCUACUCCAUAUCUUACACCUGGCCCUACUCCUGGCAUUAACACAAGCGCCCCUCCCAUUGCCACCCCUCGCCCCAACAUUGCCAGGGCAAAUGCUGCUGUCUCAGGCCCCAGUAUCCAGGAAGUCAGACAGAGGGUGCAGCGUGCAGCAUCCACUGUCCCAACCACUGUGGCCACCAACGGGACCUCCAAAAGGCUGGAGCAGGUCAAAUCACCACUACCAACAGAGAGUAGUGCACCUGAGAGAGCCACCACCACAGUCUCCCAACAGACCACAACACAACUCUUCCAUCCCAGCUCCUUCUCUGUUAACCUGGAUGAGACAUACAACUACCUGUCCCACCACGUGAACUCGUACUUCAGCAGCAUAACAAAGUCUGAUGAGGAGAAAGCGCAAAACACAGACCGUGGUUCCACUGACCUCCUGCCGAUGUCAGACAAAACGUCCUCAGGGUCUGCUGCUGCACCCGUAAGUUCCCCAUCUUCUAAAAAGGGUAUCGGCCGUUACCUAUCCUACUCUGGUGACACUGUACAGGCCUUUGUAGGGAGCUACAUUGCUCCCCUGGUCCCCAGGUUCAGCAGGGCGGCUGCUGAACCCAAGAGUGCUGCUGUAGAGCAGAAGAGGCUGAAGGCAGAAGAGGCAGGGGCAAAGCCAUGGCAAGGAGAGGUGGCGGUGAAUACAGAACAGAAGGCUGCAGAGGAGAGGGCCAAGAGACUGCUGCUCCAAAGAGAGAAGAUCAUAGCUAGGGUGAGUGUGGACAACCGGACCCGGUCCCUGGUCAAGGCGUUAAACCGAGCGUCUGAUGUCAGGGUCUACAUCAACAGAGUGGAGGAGCUCAGCUAUCAUCUACUGGAGUUUCCAGAGACCCGCGGCGCGGCUGUCAAGGAGAAGGCGAUCCCUUGCCUACUGCGUCUCCGCCAGGCUGAGGACCCGUCUCUGAAGGCAGCAGUCAGGGAGGCCCUCACUCUGGUGGGAUACACCAACCCUGUCAAGGGCCAGGGGAUCAGGGUCCUGUCCAUCGACGGAGGGGGAACCAGGGGACUGAUUGCCCUUCAGACUCUGCAGAAACUGGAAGCCCUGACGGGAAAACCCAUCUACCAACUGUUUGAUUACAUCUGUGGUGUCAGCACAGGUUCCAUCCUGGGCUUCAUGCUGGGUGUAUUCCAGAUCCCUCUAAAUGAGUGUGAGGUGCUCUACAGGAAGCUGGGUUCUGACGUCUUCAAGCAGAACGUCAUCGUGGGAACCGUCAAGAUGGGCUGGAGCCACGCCUUCUACGACUCUGAGACCUGGGAGAACAUCCUCAAAGAAAAAAUGGGCUCUGAUCUGAUGGUGGAAACAUCAAGAAACCCCAAAUGCCCAAAGAUGGCAGCAGUGAGUACCAUCGUGAACAGGGGCACUCCUCUGAAGGCCUAUGUGUUCAGGAACUAUAACCUGCAGCCAGGGGUGCGCUCCCACUACCUGGGGGGCUGUGAACACAAGCUGUGGCAGGCUGUCAGAGCGUCCUCCGCUGCCCCAGGGUACUUCCAGGAGUUUGCCCUGGGACACGACCUUCACCAGGACGGAGGUCUCCUCAUCAACAACCCCACAGCGUUGGCCAUCCAUGAGUGUCAAUGCCUGUGGCCCAAUACCCCUGUCCAGUGUGUGGUGUCACUGGGUACGGGCCGCGUGGAGACGGCUGGCAAAAACAACACCACGUACACCAGCCUCAAGACCAAGCUCACCAACGUCAUCAGCUCUGCCACCGACACAGAGGAAGUCCACAUCAUGCUCGAUGCCCUCCUUCCACCUGACUCGUACUUCCGCUUCAACCCUUACAUGAACGAGGACAUCGCCCUGGAUGAGAGCCGCGGUGAGAAGCUGAACCUGCUGCAGGCCGAGGGCCUGCGCUAUCUGGACCGGAACCAGGAUAAGCUGCAGAAAGCUGCCCGGAUACUCACCAGGGACAAGACCACCGUCCAGAGGCUGACGGAGUGGGCCAAGCUCAAACAUGACAUGUACGAUGGUAUUCCCAUCUUCAACUCCAAGCUGUAGAGGAGUAGGUCUCAGACUCCACCACAACACUAACUUCACCUAAAACUCUCUCCUAACACUGAAUCAUACAUAGAAUAAUAUAAUGUAUAUGUUAGUCUCUGUGCUGGUAGACAAUGUAUUUUAGAUUGGUAGAAUACGUUUAUUGUUGUGUUUUUACUGCACCCAUGUAGGUGUUACUGCACCCAUGUAGGUGUUACUGCACCCAUAUAGGUGUUACUGCACCCAUAUAGGUGUUACUGCACCCAUGUAGGUGUUACUGCACCCAUGUAGGUGUUACUGCACCCAUGUAGGUGUUACUGCACCCAUGUAGGUGUUACUGCACCCAUGUAGGUGUUACUGCACCCAUGUAGGUGUUACUGCACCCAUGUAGGUGUUACUGCACCCAUGUAGGUGUUACUGCACCCAUGUAGGUGUUACUGCACCCAUGUAGGUGUUACUGCACCCAUGUAGGUGUUACUGCACCCAUUUGCCAGUGACUGUUCCUAUGCUCUGGCAGCACUUGGAGGGAGAGAGAGGUCUGGCAACAUCAACAGAAUGUUUCUUAUUAUCAUACUCUGUAAGCCAGAGUAGAUAACUUACCAAUACCCCACUAAUAGAUCUAUAUAGGGCUCUGGUUAGAAGCAGUGCUUUCUAUAGGAGAUGGGGUGCUAUUUGGAACACAAGCGGUUUCCUCUUCUGACGACUGGACUGACUGUUCUCCAAUGAAGCACCUUUUUCACCUUUAAAAAGAACAAAAGAUCACAGCCAUUUAUAUCCUGACACUGUAUAAGAGAUAUAUCUGGGAUAUAUUUUGGAUUUAAAUAGUUUUUUGUUUUUUUUAACUUUGACUUGAACCUAAUCUGCCACCAAUAACUUAAUUUUUUAAAGGUUAGGACCAUAAACAAACAUAUACCAUUUUGGGGGGGGAAUAACUAUCUUGUCAUGUCCAACGGUUGGAUGUCAAGGUUUUACUUGAAUGUAUGCCUCAGAGAAAGAUUAAUGGCUGGUCACUUGACAUUUCUGUUUCUAGUACUUUUUAACACCAAUGCAGCUAGUGGUCCUUCAUUUGAUUGUUUUAAUGUUGACGGUGAUAUUGGUAAAUACAUCAGGGUACAACUUUUUUGACAUAUACUAUAUAAAUUGUUUAUUAAAAAAAUGUACCAUGGUAUUUAGAGGAAGAUGUUAGCCACUGACCUGGCUAGUUCGCACAUACGGCUGCUUUAAAUCAGAGUAGGGUCCUAAUCUAUGGCUUAUGUAGUAGCCUAUAAGCUGCAAAAUGUUCACUCCUCUCUUGUUUGAUUUUAAGAAUGCGUUACAGAACAAUGACUUGACUGUUGUAUUACUAUUGUGAAGUUGUAGAUAUAGUUUGAAAUGCAUUAAGAUUUAAAAUGCUCCUGAAUUAAGUCUUUUGACGCUGUAUUAUUUAGAUUUAAAUCCAUGCUGCUUUUGUUUAUUUUUUUUGCUUAGAGUAAUUUAUAUCCUUCUAUAAUUUAUUUGCAUGAGCGAUGCUGAUGUUAUGCAUCCACUAAUAACAGGUUAGGAAAACUUUCCUAUCUCCAAUUUGCUGUUUUCCAGACAUGGGUUCAAGUACUAUUUAAAACACUUAAAGAAAUUGAAUGGGAUCUUCAGCACAUACAAAUUCAGGACAUAUUUUACGAAUUGGCUUUCGUUACAUAUUCUACGAAAUGGGUGCUGUUGUUGUACAUGAGCGCUACUUUCAAAACUACUGGCUGAAUUUACACACAACCUUGUAUAACGCAUUUUUUAAGCUGUGCUUGAUUGAGCUUGCAUGGCACAAUAGAACCAAUAGGACAGUCCCAAAAUGGCAAACCCUGCCCACCCACACUCCAGGAAGGCUAAAGAAAAUGCUCAAAAUAUUUGAAAGAUUUCCAAUAGUAUUUGAACCCAGGUAUGUUAUCUCCAUCCUAGCUACCCUGAAGUGCUGUUUCCCCUGUGCUAUGCUAUCGUCUGCCAUGUUGUGGUAUUAUUACUGUUAGUUUGAAUCAUGCCGGUGUAGCAGAGGGAUUGUAUUCUAUUAUAGGCUGCUGCUUACUGCACUGCUACUGUUGCUCAGGAACUGUUACAGUAGUGCUGUGGCAAGUGAAUGAUGAUGACAUAGCUUAAAGAUCUUCCACAGUAUAGACUCAUUUCAACUGUCAAACCUGAGUCCUGUAUUCAUCAAGCAUCUCAGAUUAGGAGUGCUGGUCUAGGAUCAGGUCCUCUCUCCAGAUAAUCUAAUUCAUUACGGUCAGAAAGUCAAAUGAUGAUCAGUAGUCUAUAGUACCCUACCAAGCAAGAAGGCAGUAACUGCUCAUCUGGUCGCAAAUUAGUUAGUCAUUUUUGCUACAUUAAAUACGUCCUUAAUCAUGUGGACAAGUAUCCUGCCUCUGUGUUUUGGAGAAAAUGGGGGUCAUGUUAGCAGUAACUGCAUAAAGUUACUGUGAAACCAAGGUAAAUAAAAGCAAUUUUUCUCAGUUCCAUGUUAUGAGCAGUUACUGCCGUUUUUCAUGGUAGGGCAGUAUACUACUCUGAUGUUUUAAAUAGGGUCCCAGGUUGAUGACUGUGUAGCCAGGAUGAUGUCUUCAUCACUCCUGAGGGACCGAAGGCAAGAUGGACAGAGAUAUUGACUUGAUUUGUUUUAAUUACCAUUCUCCUAUUGAUCCGAUGUAAGCAGUGUGUGUGUGUUGAACAUGUAUAUUGUGUAAUUAAAAUGCAUCACUGAAACACUC